GUGGACGUGUGUUAUGAUACGUCAUCGAAAAUGGCAGCCUCCUCUUGACAGCAGCUGAAUUCGAUCAUAGAUCGAGGGAAUUAAAAUGGUUCAUUCCGAAGAGUGCAUUAUAUUCCGGGUGAAGGGAAUCUUGGAGUUUGCUUGUCAGCUUGACAAUCCAAAUGGAGCACAAAGUGAUAACACCAUAUCAAAAAGUUUUCAGAACCUCCGAUCAAAAGUAUCAUCCAAAAAUAUCGUUUUCACUGUCAGUAACAGUCCGAUAUUAAUAUGGCCAAACAUGGGGUUCCAGUCAAGCAUGGAAAGCUUGACAGAAGCAUCAGCAUGUGGAGACAUUUUGCAGUAUAUAGAAUCAGAUGAUGGUGGGAACAAGAAGUCAUCAAAAAAGAAAGAUAAGAAAAGAUCCGGACCUACUGUAGUGAAUAUGAAGCUGUUGUUUGAGGUCACUGAUCCUGCUGGGAAUGAAGCUCCUAGUCUGAUGCGAAUGAGUUCACAGCACCACAGUGUGAAGAUGCCACUGCCUUUAGACUGUGUUUAUUCUGUGAGCGCUGAUGAGAGCUUGCCAACUGUCUUUACAGGUCUGGUAGAGGCGUUAAAUAAGCAGAUAGCAGAUAUGGAGGAGGUGGUGCUCCGGUAUAGGAAGGGCUCCUCUUUCCUGGUGCCACAGCCAUUUCACUUUCAGCUACCCAAACCAGCUGGACUUACCACUGUGAUUUACCCUGCAGGAGUGCCAGACAGCCAGCUACAGGCCAUCAGAGAGGAUCUGCACAGGAAGUUUGAGUUGUCAAUCGACAAGCCAUACCUGCGACGCGCCAAUGCCUUUCAUUUCCCUGAUGAGGCCUAUAAAGACGGUUACCUCCGUAAUCCCCACAUGCACCUGAACCCACCUAACAUUGAGGAUGCUAAGCUGUAUCUAGUGCAGGGUGUAUACAGUUAUCACCACUACAUGCAGGAUCGUGUGGAUGACGAUGGCUGGGGAUGUGCAUAUCGUUCCCUUCAGACCAUCUGCUCCUGGUUCCAGCAGCAAGGAUAUGUGGAGACGGCUGUUCCCACACACAUGCAGAUCCAGCAGGCUCUUGUGGAUGUUGGGGAUAAAGAGGCACGGUUUGUGGGUUCACGUCAGUGGAUCGGCUCCAUUGAAGUUCAGGCUGUCCUUAACCAACUGUUGGGCGUCACCUCAAAGAUCAUGUUUGUCAGUCAGGGAUCUGAGCUGGCAACCAAGGGCAGGGAGCUAGCCAAUCAUUUCCAGACUGAAGGAACACCUGUCAUGAUUGGCGGGGGAGUACUUGCGCACACCAUUCUAGGUGUAGCGUGGAGUGAGAACACUGGAGAAAUACGUUUUCUUAUCCUGGACCCUCAUUAUACUGGUGGAGAGGACUUGCAGAUCAUUACUGACAAGGGAUGGUGUGGAUGGAAGGGCCCAGAUUUCUGGGAUCAAAAUGCCUAUUACAACCUCUGCCUUCCCCAGAGAACCAAGACCAUCUGAG
Messenger RNA from Danio aesculapii, 1484 nucleotides. It is a transcript of the gene ufsp2, whose product is annotated as ufm1-specific peptidase 2. Bases 86 to 1483 code for a protein of 465 amino acids. The record is from RefSeq and is a predicted model, not a curated record. The transcript is spliced from 12 exons. Lineage: Eukaryota; Metazoa; Chordata; Actinopteri; Cypriniformes; Danionidae.